Molecule: messenger RNA, 2998 nt
Organism: Osmerus eperlanus (European smelt)
Lineage: Eukaryota; Metazoa; Chordata; Actinopteri; Osmeriformes; Osmeridae
Gene: rx2
Product: retinal homeobox gene 2
Exons: 4
Coding region: 358-1344 (328 amino acids)
Biological process (GO): positive regulation of transcription by RNA polymerase II
Molecular function (GO): DNA-binding transcription factor activity, RNA polymerase II-specific; RNA polymerase II cis-regulatory region sequence-specific DNA binding
Source: RefSeq, a predicted model, not a curated record
GUUUCAGUUGUUGUUGCUUUGCUCACUUGUGUGCUUAGGAUUUCAAGGACUUAUAGCCCGAGAGAGGAGUCUAUGCUGAGCGGAAGUGUCUUCGCUGUCAUUCGCCUACUUCAGAGAUAGAAGCAACAUGUGUGCGGUAUAUAGCCUUAAGCAAACUUAAAAGAGACUGGAAAUUCAUCCCUACAAGAGGGGUAGCCGAGAGACGCAAACCUACAACCCUCCCCUCUCAUGCUCUUUCCUAAUCCUUACGGAUGUAAGGAGUGACCACUUGGUCAGUUGCUAUCACGUGUUGUACCUGGUGGGGUUUCCGCUGAAAGAAGAGAGAGAGCGUGUGAGAGAGAAACUAAUAGGGUUCGGAUGCAUUUGUCAAUGGAUACCUUGGGAAUGGUGGAUGAUGGCUGCCUGUCACCAGACAAUUAUGACAUGGUAAAAGAAGGGGCGUCCAGUGGAGGAGGCCGUGUCCACAGCAUUGAUGUCAUCCUAGGCUUCAAUAAGGACCAGGACCCUUUACUCAACACUGUGGGGGAUGUAAGGGGCCAAAAAGUGGACAGUGGGGAGCUGGAGGACCAGGGGAAGCAGGUCCCGUCCAAUCCCUAUGGACAUCUUCCCAGCCUGGUCGAUAGCACACAGCACUUAGCCUUUCAUGAGUCGAGCCUUUUCUCCAGUGACAAGUGCGAGGGAGAAAUGAGUGACCUGCAGAAAGAGGUGGACAGCGACUGCAAGUCUCCAGAGCCGCCCGAGGAAGACAAUCCCAAGAAGAAGCACAGACGUAACCGCACCACCUUCACCACAUACCAGCUCCAUGAGCUGGAGAGAGCAUUCGAGAAAUCCCACUAUCCUGACGUAUACAGCCGUGAGGAGCUGGCCAUGAAGGUCAACCUGCCAGAGGUCCGUGUGCAGGUGUGGUUCCAGAACCGCAGGGCCAAAUGGCGACGUCAGGAGAAGAUGGACACCAGCAGCAUGAAGCUCCACGACUCGCCAAUGCUGUCCUUCAAUCGACCCCCCAUGUCCUCCAAUGUAGGCCCGAUGAGCAACACCCUACCCCUGGAUCCCUGGUUGACCUCGCCAAUGCCCAGCGGCCCCCCCAUGCACAGUAUCCCAGGGUUCAUGGGGCCUGGGCAGGGUCUACAACCUACCUACACCAGCCAUGGCUUCCUCAAUACACCCCCGGGCAUGGUCCAAGGUAUGCAAUCCAUGCCCCCUCCACCCUAUCAAUGUCCCUCCAACUUCAGUGAUAAGUUCCCCAUGGAGGACGUGGACCAGAGGAGCUCCAGCAUUGCAGCAUUGCGGAUGAAGGCCAAAGAGCACAUUCAAUCCAUGGAUAAAACGUGGCAACACAUGUGAUUGAAUGGCUGAAGCGAGGCGGAAGGAUAUAUCAUGGAGACACUGUGAGGAUAUUAACAGUGAUACAAGUGAAUGUACUGUAUGUUUACAAACGGCCUCUGGAUCUCAUGUUCCAAUGGAGGAUGCAAAGCACAUUGAAAGCUCAUUGAAUGACUCUGGGAGAUGAGGACACCUUUACUUUUUUUUGUCUUGGGUCUGACUGUGCGUAUAAAGGACAUGGAUGUUUUGUUUCAUGAAGGGCCAGUGAAACUAUCAUUUUCUUGUUGUUUUAUUCUAUAAAUGAUUUACACUCUUGCUCCAAUUUUUUACUGUAAGACAAAAAGUUUUUUUUUAAAGAACACAUCACUGACAAAGUGUCACCCACAAUGUUAUGUAGAAAAUCUCUGCAUAUCAAAACAAAUAUCAUUUUGACAUUACAAUAUUUUUCAAGGAAGUGAAGCCAAAUCUAAGUAAUUGCAUCUAGUUGAUGCAGAUGGUAGAGAUGGUGCCAAGCAUGUCCAUGUUCGAUGAAAGGCAUCUGUCAUCUGUCAUGCCAGCUAAGUUAGGAAGACAAGGAUACCUCUAAACUCCUAGAUGAAGCCUUGAAAAUGACUGGUUUAUAGACAUAAUUUAUAGGCAGCUGCACUCAGAUGCAAUUUAGUCAAUGGGUUCCCACUCCUUUGCUAAGAUUUGUUACUUUUUGGCUGAUAUGAUGCAAUGUAUCAUGCAACAGCUUCUUAUGCACACUUGUAUGUCCUUACAAUCCAGAUCAGUCAGAAUUGAUGCUCAGUGCAUCGUUUAAAAGGUGUUCCAAACAGGCAAGUUGAUUUGUUGUAGUAAUUUCUGUGUUUGUUGUGAAAAAAUAAAUAGACACAGGCAUGACUUUUUACAAAUGUUUAUUUUUUAAGUUACGAGACUCAAAGAAUGUGGCGGUUGUUGAUGGAGUUCAAAGUCAGAUGGUGUUCACUGUGUAUGUGUGUGUGUGUGGGGGGGGGGGGGGCGGGUGUGUGUAGCAGCCUGAUGUGUCACUAAACUGGGUCGAUUCAUUGUUAAGCACUAUUGAUUAUAUUCCUUUGUCUAUGGUUGUUGAAAGAAAAUGGUCAAAGGCUCUAACAGGCGUAAAAAAUGACAGACCUUUGGGCUUAGACCUUAAAACAUGACAUCAUUUGUCAUUCAAAACUGAAUAGAGUAUUCCUAAGAUACACGUACAUGUUACCUCAAUAGUUUCCUUCACAAAAAUUGCAUUUUUGUAGCUUUGUAAAGUCUCUAGGAAUAUGUUAGAAUCUCAUCUAUAAACAAUACACUUAACUGCAGUUCUACAAUUGAGCAUUUCUUUCCAUUCUUAAAUGGUGACAGUUUAGAUCUAAAUAACAAUAGCAUCAAUAUUCAGCAUCCUUUUUGUUUCAGGUUCACUCCAGUGCAUCAAAAAGCCAAAGAAUUCAAAUAGAAAAUAUGAUUUACGGUGGGUGAGAAAAUAUUUCAUAAACAAUGACAAAAUUAUGUUUUUUUAAUUGAUUGACUUUGUUGAGAAAAUAAGCCAAUCUUUGUACACUGUGUUAUAUUAUUGAAAGUAUUUCUAUGUUUAGUUGUUUGUUAUGCAGUUGCUGUGUUAUCACAAACCUACAGAAUGUUGCACACUUCCAUGUUCCAUGUGCAAAUGGUAAUAAAGAUACAA